AUGUCGACGAACAAUCAAUUCCAGCUGUGUCUGUGCAAAGCACAGUCUCUUUUCACUAGGCUCCACCCGAGCAUGCAACAUGCAUUGUUGAAUCCAUAUGUGCAGACAAGCCUCGCGGUUCUACUGGCCCUUGCACUGGUCAAGGGCCUCAACGGCUAUCUCUCCAAGCGUGUGCAGAACAACUGGUUGCGAAUCGACAAAUGGGACCCAGCCAGAGAACUAGUGGCGCUCACCGGAGGAUGCAGUGGGAUUGGCAAGAAAAUCAUGGAGGACCUCUCUCGGAGAAAAGUCAAAGUCGUGAUUCUAGAUAUUAACGAGCCGGAUUUUUCCUUGCCCCCAAACGUCUUCUUCUACAAGACCGAUGUUACCUCCCGAUCAACCGUCAAGCAGGUAGCCAGCCAGAUCAGGAAAGACCACGGUGAGCCCACCGUCCUGAUCAACAAUGCCGGUGUCGGAACGAUGGACACCAUUCUGGACAAGCCAGAAGACCAAAUCCGUCUCACGAUGGAAGUCAAUACAUUGUCGCAUUUCUGGACGGUGAAGGAGUUCCUGCCCAGUAUGAUCCAAAUGGACCACGGCCACAUCGUCACGGUCGCUAGCAUGGCCAGCUUUGCCGGUAUCGGGGAAAUCACCGACUAUUCCUGCUCGAAGGCAGCGGCACUGGCAUUUCACGAGGGCUUGAGCCAGGAGGUCAGACAUUGGUAUGGUUCGAAGAAAGUCCGGACAAGCAUUAUUCACCCGAUCUGGGUCCGCACGCCGCUGAUCGACGCCAUUCUCAAAGCUGGGAAGAAGUGGAAACAGCCGGUAUUGGAGCCUGAGGAAAUUUCUGCGGCCGUGGUUAACCAGAUCGUCUCUGGGGAUGGUGGACAGGUUGUCGUGCCCGGCCGGUAUGGAGUUGCUGCGAUGCUUAGAGGGUUCCCCAACUGGAUUCAGGAAACGAUCCGUGACAGGCUUUCCCUGGACUUUGUUAUGCUUCGGGAGCUGGAAAAACAAUUAGGGAAAUAA
Molecule: messenger RNA, 1005 nt
Organism: Aspergillus alliaceus
Lineage: Eukaryota; Fungi; Ascomycota; Eurotiomycetes; Eurotiales; Aspergillaceae
Product: SDR family oxidoreductase
Exons: 3
Coding region: 1-1005 (334 amino acids)
Molecular function (GO): oxidoreductase activity, acting on the CH-OH group of donors, NAD or NADP as acceptor
Source: RefSeq, a predicted model, not a curated record